AUGCACCUUAGAAUCCAUCAUCCGGCAACAUUUGCGGCCCUUGGCAACACCACAAGUGCUUCAUCUGAAGAUCGACCUACAACCUCAGGCCAGGGACGACAGCUGAGGAUCGCAGACUCGUUUGCUAAAGGGACUAAGUACCAACGCGACAGCCAUCAGUGGCGAAUCCUGACGGAUAGCGUGACUCGCCUUCUGGUGGAGGAAAACUUGCCAUUUAACUUAGUCGAAAAGCCAGCAUUUAAGGCGAUGCUACAAGCCUUCGACAAACAGUAUGUCCCCCCUGACAGAAAAUACUUUUCAAAAAAGGCAGUACCAGAAAAGUAUUUGAAAAUGAAGGACAGUUUGACUCGCGAGUUAAAAGACGCUGACCAUUUUUCUCUAACAACUGAUAUGUGGUCGAGCGUUAAUAUGAUGCCCUAUAUGAGCGUGACAAUUCACUACCUAAACACCAACUGGGAGCUAAAGUCAAGGUGUUUGGAAACCUCCUUCAUGCCAGAAAGUCACACAAGUGAUAACCUGUCCGAGGCUCUGCGAUCCACUCUUGAAGAGUGGUCUCUGGAUGAGACGAAGUUGGCUUGUGUCACUAGUGAUAACGGAGCCAACAUUGUGGCUGCGGUGAGGAAACUUGGAUGGGGAUGGCUACCAUGCUUCGGCCACAACCUCCAUUUAGCCGUCACAAAUUCCAUGAAAGCAGAAAAAGAACGUACCGCCCGGGCCAUGGGUUUGUGUCGAACGCUGGUGACCGCUUUCUCCCAUAGCUGGCAAAAAAACCAACAUCUUCAGAAAGAACAAAUUGAGCUGGACCUGCCUCAGCACUCCUUAGUACUGGAUUGCCCUACCAGGUGGGGAACGAAGCAAAAAAUGAUAGCCCGCAUUCUUGAACAAGGCCCUGCCAUUCGGAGGGUUUUGGAUGACCGGCGCACUCAACACCUACUUCCGACGUGGCAGGACAUAGAAGUUAUGGAAUCGGUGAAUGCAGCCCUGAAAAGUGUUGCCGAUUUCACAGAUGCACUGUCUUCAGAGCGAGCAGUAACUGCAUCCUCUUUGAAACCAGUGCUGCAGCUAGUCACCGAGGAGCUGCUGCUCCCAGCUGAGAAGGACACCCAAUUGACGCGCAACUUGAAAGAAAAAAUGUCUGCCGUUUUAUUGGAAAAAUACAGCGCACCCUCAACUCAACAGCUAUUGGCAAAGACCGCGUUUGUCGACCCUAGGUAUAAGGACAUUGACAUUGCUGACGAGGUGAAGGAUGAGCUCAUGGAAGAGAUGAUGAAUGUGCCCGAAGAGCAGCGUGAUGACGGUGAUGGGGAGAGAGCAAGUGCACCAAACCCUCCCAAAAAACCGAAUCUGGCGGACUUACUUGGGAAAAGAAAAGAAAAAACAUCUACUCCAACCCCCAAGAGAAUUCGUGUAGACACAGAGAUUAGAAGGUAUUUGCAGGAGGAAGCCCUGGAUUCCCACGCAGACCCUCUUGUCUGGUGGCGGGACAAUCAUGUCCGAUUCCCUCUGCUUUCAAAAGUAGCCCGAAGAUAUAUGACCAUUUGCGCUACAAGCAUUCCCUCAGAACGUGUGUUCAGUGCUGCAGAAUCUAGCAACACCCUCACCAAGAAGAUUUCAAAAGUGCGCCUUCAAGAAGCAAAGAUCAUUGUGAUGAGGGAGAUGAGACACCACUGCACCGCACCUAUCUCAGAAGCCUGGCUAGGAACAUCAGGAAAAUGA
Molecule: messenger RNA, 1716 nt
Organism: Misgurnus anguillicaudatus (oriental weatherfish)
Lineage: Eukaryota; Metazoa; Chordata; Actinopteri; Cypriniformes; Cobitidae
Source: RefSeq, a predicted model, not a curated record